Talaromyces stipitatus ATCC 10500 is the source of this 903-nucleotide messenger RNA. Its product is annotated as NmrA-like family protein. Lineage: Eukaryota; Fungi; Ascomycota; Eurotiomycetes; Eurotiales; Trichocomaceae. The coding region runs from base 1 to 903 and encodes 300 amino acids. The record is from RefSeq and is a predicted model, not a curated record. The transcript has 2 exons. Gene Ontology annotation, molecular function: oxidoreductase activity.
AUGUCUACCAAUACGAAAAUCCUUGUCAUCGGCGCAGGAGAGCUGGGCAGCCAAGUCUUACUCGCUCUUGCUCGGCAUCCUCAGCGAAAUGGUGCAACUAUUGCCGUUCUCAUACGACCGGCGAGUAUCACUUCCACUCACCCCGAAAAAGUCGAACAGCUUGAUGUACUGCGCAACUUAAACGUGCAACUUAUCCCUGGUGACAUUGUCAAGGACCCCGAAGAGCAUCUCUCCCACAUCUUCAGAGGAUAUGACACAAUAAUCGGCUGCACCGGCCUUACAGCCGGCUCUGGAACCCAACUCACACUUGCCCGUGCUGUACCGUGGCAAUUCGGAGCAGACUACGAUAUCAUCGGAAGGGGAUCUGCGCAGGACUUAUUUGACGAGCAGCUUGAUGUGAGAGAUCUCCUCCGCGCACAGAGCCAGACAAAAUGGGCGAUUAUAUCCACCGGCAUGUUCACCAGUUUCUUGUUUGAGCCUUCCUUUGGCGUGGUCAACUUCAAGGAUGAUACUGUACUUGCACUUGGAAGCUUGGAUACCAAGGUAACAGUAACAUCGCCGGAAAAUAUUGGUAAAAUCACGGCGGAAUCUGUACUUGGCUCUAGAUUUGAUGAGGUCUUCAGUAACAAGCCAAUCUUUAUUGCUGGAGAUACUUUGACGUAUGCACAGCUGGCACAGUUAUUGGAGAGGAUCACGGGCCGCAAAUUUACGACGCACGUGAGAACCGUGGAGGCUGCUCGAGCUGAUCUUGCAAGGGACCCUAAUAACAUCUUAUUCAAGUAUCAAAUUAUCUUUGGUGAAGGGCGUGGCGUUGCUUGGGAAUUGUCCGAGACGUGGAACAGGAAGGUUGGGAUCCAUGCUCAGACUGCGGAGGAAUGGUCACGACUUCAUUUGACUGUAUAG